Capsicum annuum is the source of this 2167-nucleotide messenger RNA. Its product is annotated as cation/calcium exchanger 1. Gene Ontology annotation, molecular function: monoatomic cation transmembrane transporter activity. The record is from RefSeq and is a predicted model, not a curated record. Gene Ontology annotation, biological process: monoatomic cation transport; transmembrane transport. The transcript is spliced from 2 exons. Gene Ontology annotation, cellular component: membrane. Bases 26 to 1885 code for a protein of 619 amino acids. Lineage: Eukaryota; Viridiplantae; Streptophyta; Magnoliopsida; Solanales; Solanaceae.
GCUCUUUUCUCUAUUCCCAUCCAUUAUGAUGAAUUUUUUCCCUUUCCAUUUCAAGCCCAAGUCAGCUCUCUCUAUAUUCCUCAACAUGUCUUUCCUCUUUCUACUCUUCCUUUACACUCUCACUUCCAACGUUACUUUUCGCCAAUCCCAAAUUAGGCACAUUCAUUUGUCAAACACUACUAAUAAUGAUUGCUCCGACUUACAUAAAUUUAGUGAUUCACAAUCAAAAUGUACCUACAUAAAAGAAAACAAUUCUUGUUCUAAAAAGGGGUAUUUGAAUUAUCUUGAAUUUUUCUAUUGCGCGUUGGGUAGGUUACCACAAUUAGGGUACGUCGUCCUAGUUGUAUGGCUUGUUUUGUUAUUUUAUUUGUUAGGUAAUACAGCGGCUGAGUACUUCUGCCCUUGUGCAGAAGGGUUAUCCAAAGUCAUGAAUCUUUCUCCUGCUAUAGCUGGAACCACUCUUCUCCCUUUAGGAAAUGGGGCUAACGAUGUCUUUUCAAGUAUCAUCUCGUUCACUCAAUCGAGUAAUAGUGGCACCGUUGGUCUUAACAGUGUUUUAGGUGGUGCAUUUUUUAUUUCAUGUUUCGUCGUUGGAGUCAUAAGUAUACUUGUGUAUUCAACAACGUCCCAAAACAUAACCAUUGAUAAGUCAAGUUUUAUUAGAGAUGUGUUGUUCAUCAUUUUCUCGCUAUCGUGUCUCCUUGGGAUCAUUGUUUUCGGGAGGGUUACUUUGUGGAUGGCAAUUUGUUUCUCGGGUAUUUAUGUAGUUUACAUUUGCGUGGUUUGUGCUAUGCACUUUCUUAGUAAGAAAGAAGAAGUUAAAAAUGUCAAAGAAGAAGAUGAAUUAUUUGAUGAUCACAAUAUUGGGGUACCAUUGUUAGGCUGUAUUGAUGAGGAAAAUUGCUCCAGUGACAAAAAAGCAACACAAAUAAGUUCAUUUACUUUAGAGGCAUCAUCAUCAUCUAGCUGCAAAUUCUUAAAUCACUUUGUUCGUGUUUUGGAACUGCCUCUUUACUUGCCAAGAAGGUUGACAAUCCCUGUUGUUAGAGAGGAAAGUUGGUCCAAACCAAUGGCGGUAAUUUCAGUAACGUUGGCACCAAUUCUGGCAGCAUUUGUUUUAAGCCCUCCAAGAGAAAGCGCGGAUAGUUCCAAGGCAAACUUAGUCAUUGACAUGACAUCAAUUUUGUUUGGACUUGUUCUAGGGAAUGUGGCAUUUUUCUCUACUAAAAAGGCUAGUCCUCCAAAGAAAUGCUUGUUUCUUUGGCUUCUUGGAGGGUUUGUUAUGAGUACUACAUGGACAUAUAUUCUUGCCCAAGAAUUGGUUUCUUUGCUAGUCUCAUUUGGAUAUAUUCUUGGAAUAAACCCUUCUAUUUUAGGACUCACUGUCCUAGCUUGGGGUAACUCAACUGGGGAUCUAAUAUCCAAUGCUGCCAUGGCAUUAAAGGGUGGAAAAGAUGGUGUGCAAAUGGCAAUAUCAGCUUGUUAUGCUGGUCCAUUAUUCAAUACCUUGAUUGGUCUAGGAGUUUCACUUGUGCUUGCAUCAUUGUGGGAGUAUCCAAAUUCUUAUGUGCUUCCAAAAGAUCCUUUCCUCUUUGAAACUUUGGGAUUUCUUAUAGUAGGCUUACUAUGGGCUCUUGUCAUUUUGCGUAACAGAAAUAUGCAACCUGAUCAUUCACUUGGUGUUGGACUUCUGGCUAUUUACUUCUGCUUCUUGUUUACAAGAUUUGCAAAAGAUGGUUCAUUGCAAUUGCAACCAAGCCUGACUCGGACCAUUGCAAUCGCAAAGUGCAUUGAUCUUGGUCCAACUCUUCACUUAAGCCUUUGCAAAGGCGGUGCAGGUGUCACAAUUGCGAGGCGUCAAAUUCUUGACUCCUGCAUUCCCUGACCAAGGAUCAUGAUCAUGGAGUUAUACAAAUCAACUCUCCACCUAUCUUCUACGUAAUCGCGGUCCAUGGUUCCCCUAUCGUGCUGCCCUAGAUACAGGUGGACCAUGAACCGGGGUCUCAACCAAUCCCAUACUAAUAAGUUUUUCAAAACAUAAUACCAAUCUACAGUCUCAUAAUAUAAUUCGGAACUAAGAAUUAUAUCAUGAGUGGUCAAAUUUAUUUCAUUUUACUGCAGCUCAAUCAACAUGUUCUUUUCAGAUCUAAAAGUAGUCAAAAUCAAA